CGUACUACAUGCAUUUGCAUUAAAUAACUGUGUGAAGAAAAACUGCGUUCUCUCUCUCUCUCCCUCUCUCUCUCUCUCUCAACAAAAUCGCGAUUCGCUCUUCUUCGAAAACCUCGACAACGAGAAGAGCGAUUGGAGUGAGAGAAGAUGGGGUUAACGUUCACGAAGCUGUUCAGCAGGUUAUUCGCGAAGAAGGAAAUGAGGAUUCUGAUGGUAGGUCUCGAUGCUGCUGGUAAGACAACCAUCUUGUACAAGCUCAAGCUCGGAGAAAUCGUCACCACUAUCCCUACCAUUGGAUUUAAUGUUGAGACCGUGGAGUACAAGAACAUCAGCUUCACUGUAUGGGAUGUUGGUGGUCAGGACAAGAUCCGUCCACUGUGGAGGCACUACUUCCAGAACACCCAGGGUCUCAUUUUUGUUGUUGAUAGCAAUGAUAGAGAUAGAGUGGUUGAGGCAAGGGACGAGUUGCACAGGAUGUUAAAUGAGGACGAACUUAGAGAUGCUGUUUUGCUUGUUUUUGCCAACAAACAAGAUCUUCCUAAUGCAAUGAAUGCUGCAGAAAUAACUGACAAGCUUGGACUUCAUUCCCUCCGCCAACGCCACUGGUAUAUCCAGAGCACUUGUGCAACUUCUGGAGAGGGUCUCUAUGAGGGUUUGGAGUGGCUUUCUAAUAACAUUGCCAGCAAGGCAUGAGAGAUUUGAAAAAUUUUGUUAUUGUCUCUGGUGAUUUCAUGCGAGGCUGGCGAUUCUUGGAGAAAGAUGCUUUUUCUUUCAAGUGCAUGGUGUAAUAGCAGAAUGUUAGAAAUAUUCUCACCCUCGGUGUAACUUGGGUUUGUAUGAUUGCUUAAAUUAGCUAAUACUUUUAGCUAUAUUUGGAACUCUUGUAAUAUCCUUCGGCGUGCCUUGUUCAUGUUCAUUUUGUUAGUUUGAUUAUCGGAUAAAUAUUUCCUUGCGUUAUGUUCCUGCUUGGGCUAUUUAUGAUAGUGGUAUUGUCAAGCCAUUGUUGAAUCAGGACUGAAAAUUUGCUCCAUUUGUUCUUGGGCCAAGAGUCACCGUUGCUCAAGUAUAGGCUUCGCUCAGUUCCAAUUACAGAUAGCGACUCAAAACUAAGCCAUUUAUUGGGUGAGAUGCAAUGAUCAUAUAGUGACAAAAAACAAAAGAAGGAUUAAU
Molecule: messenger RNA, 1170 nt
Organism: Abrus precatorius (Indian licorice)
Lineage: Eukaryota; Viridiplantae; Streptophyta; Magnoliopsida; Fabales; Fabaceae
Product: ADP-ribosylation factor
Exons: 7
Coding region: 148-693 (181 amino acids)
Biological process (GO): intracellular protein transport; vesicle-mediated transport
Cellular component (GO): cytoplasm
Molecular function (GO): GTPase activity; GTP binding
Source: RefSeq, a predicted model, not a curated record